AUGAACGUAAACGAAUGGAUGAAUGUGGCAUUGGAAAAGGCUACCGAGGCUUUGAAUGCCGGAGAAGUGCCAGUUGGGUGUUUGUUCGUUUACGAAAAUGAGAUAAUAGCAUCGGGUCGCAACACUGUCAACGAAACAAAAAACGCAACUCGUCAUGCCGAGCUAAACUGCAUAGAUGAUGUGCUCGAAUAUUGCAAAGAUAAGGGAAUCGAUUAUCACAAAGUGUUUGAGAAUAUCGACGUUAUCGUCACUGUUGAGCCAUGCAUAAUGUGCGCCGCUGCGCUACACCAGCUAAAAAUUCGCAGCAUCGUUUAUGGUUGUCAAAAUGAUCGGUUCGGCGGUUGCAAAAGCGUGUUUGAUGUGACGAAAAUUUAUGAUUACAAAAUAUCUAUUACCGGUAGCGUCAGAGGUGACGAUGCGAUGCAAUUACUUAAAGACUUUUACAAAGGUACAAACCCCAACGCUCCGGCGUCCAAAGUUAAAAAAGGUCGGAAAAAGAAAGUUGAAUCCGAUGUAGGUUGAUUAUUUCCUUUUAUUAUAAUUUUAAAAAACGGUUUGCCAACUUAUAAUCAUAUCCUCAAGUCUUGUUUUCACGAGAUAUCGAAAGCUAUGAAGGUUUUCCAUUUUUCCAACGAAAACGUACAGACUGUGGAUAUUAAAUAAUAAGCAAAUAGUGUAUGAUGCAUAAUAAUGCAUAAGGUUGUGCUAUCGUAGCAAUCGUUUUCUUAUCGGAUCUCAUUUCAAUUUGCAGUAAUGGUAUAAAUUAACACAAUAGUAUUCAAACUCUGAUUAAUCACCCGUAAGUCCAUAUCAGUAGCAUAGAUGCUCUGUACGAUGAAAAAGAGACGGUGUUUUAAACUUA
Messenger RNA from Neodiprion fabricii, 862 nucleotides. RefSeq names its product tRNA-specific adenosine deaminase 2. NCBI's taxonomy places the organism in Eukaryota, Metazoa, Arthropoda, Insecta, Hymenoptera, Diprionidae. The record is from RefSeq and is a predicted model, not a curated record. Gene Ontology annotation, molecular function: tRNA-specific adenosine-34 deaminase activity. Gene Ontology annotation, biological process: tRNA wobble adenosine to inosine editing. Gene Ontology annotation, cellular component: cytoplasm; nucleus. The coding region runs from base 1 to 522 and encodes 173 amino acids. The transcript has a single exon.